This is a messenger RNA of Gracilinanus agilis (Agile Gracile Mouse Opossum), 1230 nucleotides long. It is a transcript of the gene DOC2A, whose product is annotated as double C2 domain alpha. Lineage: Eukaryota; Metazoa; Chordata; Mammalia; Didelphimorphia; Didelphidae. The coding region runs from base 1 to 1230 and encodes 409 amino acids. Gene Ontology annotation, cellular component: membrane. The record is from RefSeq and is a predicted model, not a curated record. The transcript has 10 exons.
AUGAGGGGCCGGAGGGGUGACCGUAUGACCAUCAACAUCCAGGAGCACAUGGCCAUCAACGUGUGCCCCGGCCCCAUUCGACCCAUCAGGCAGAUCUCUGACUACUUUCCUCGGUUAGGGCCUGAGGGUGGAGGGAGUGGAGCAGACCCCCAAGCCCAGCUCUCCCCAGGGGCAGGGGCUGCAGCUACACCCAGUCUGCCCACCCUGACUCUGUCCCCUGGGGCUGGUAUUCGAGGGGCUGGAGCCUCUGAGGAGGGGGCUGAAGUGGACAGCUAUGACUCAGAUGACACCACUGCCCUGGGCACACUGGAGUUUGACCUUCUCUAUGACCAGGCAUCUUGUACUCUCCAUUGCAGCAUUCUCAGGGCUAAGGGCCUCAAGCCUAUGGACUUCAAUGGCCUGGCUGAUCCCUAUGUCAAACUACACCUCCUGCCGGGAGCUUGCAAGGCCAACAAGCUGAAGACCAAGACUCAGAGGAACACACUGAACCCCGUGUGGAAUGAAGACUUAAUGUAUCGGGGCAUUACUGAUGAGGACAUCACUCGGAAGGUGCUCAGGAUCUCUGUUUGUGAUGAGGACAAGCUGAGCCACAAUGAGUUCAUCGGGGAGACCAGGGUACCACUGCGGCGUCUCAAACCUUCCCAGAAGAAGCACUUUAACAUAUGUCUGGAACGACAGGUCCCGUUGGCAUCACCUUCCUCUAUGACUGCUGCCCUGAGAGGCAUUUCCUGUUAUCUGAAAGAGUUGGAGCGAGCAGAACAGGGCCAGGGACUGCUGGAAGAACGGGGCCGAAUCCUGCUCAGUCUUACCUACAAAUCUCAGCGUCGGGGGCUGCUUGUGGGUAUUGUUCGAUGUGCUCAUCUGGCAGCCAUGGAUGUCAAUGGCUAUUCAGAUCCCUACGUCAAGACGUACCUGAGGCCAGAUGUUGAGAAGAAAUCAAAGCACAAAACAUCAGUGAAGAAGAAAACUCUGAAUCCUGAAUUUAAUGAGGAAUUCUUCUAUGAGAUGGAGCUCCCUGCUCUGGCUGCGAAGACCCUAGAGGUCACCGUCUGGGACUAUGACAUUGGCAAAUCUAAUGACUUCAUUGGUGGGGUGUCCUUAGGUCCCAAUUCACGGGGAGAGGCCCUGAAACACUGGGGGGACUGUCUUCGAAGACCAGAUGUGACCUUGGAACGUUGGCAUACCCUAACCAGUGAAUUACCCCCUGCUGCUGCCUCCUUCUCUACCUAA